AUGCCUGAUCAAAACUUGGCGACAGAGUCCGACGGCCAACCACUGUAUGGAGCACCGAAGCGAAAAGAAGUUAUUGUUGUUGCGGACACAAUGUCAAAACCCAGAGUGCAAGCGAUCAACUCUUCGGGACAUUCUACAAUCCUUCUUGAUGAAUCCUCAUAUGUUCCACAGUAUAGUCUAUCAUUAACGCUACCAUUAUCCUUGGUGCAAAUUCCAUUUACUGCUUCUUCAAACCAACCGAUGGUUACAACAAUACAUUCAAAUACGGGACAACGAGAUACAGUUGUACGAUCAGCGCCUGCUGCUAGCGACUUUUCACCAAUCAUACUCACGAGAACUUCGCAGGAUACUCCUGAACAGUCUGAGAUAGAAGAAUUGGUGACUAUUGUGAGCAAGACUGGAAGCAACGCCGAGCCUCAGAGAUCUCUCAAAAGAGUUAUGAACAGUGCCUAUCCUGACGCCCAGAAGAAGCAAAAGGUGCAAAGCCUCUGCAAGGAGUUUGAUAAGCCCUCAACAAGUAGCGCCAAAGGAACUUUUGAAGCCGAGAAGAAGAAUCCACCGUGCGCGAUUUGCGGUGACCCUGCAACUGGGAUUCACUUUGGAGCUGAUUCAUGUGCAGCAUGUUCCGCAUUCUUUCGACGAACUGUGACUAUAAAUCGUAAAUUUGAAUGUAUUGGGGAUUCGUCUACAAAUUGUUCUAACUUGAAAGGUUCAAGCAGUUGCAAAAAGUGCCGGUUCGAGAAAUGUGUAUCUGUUGGGAUGGACAUAGGCAGUGUUCAAUGCAACCGUGAUUCGAUAGGUCACUAUUCAAUAAGAGCAAAAUUGUUGCAGAAUAAUAAUGUGUCAUUAGCCGACGCUGAUACUAUUCUUGAUGAUCUAAGAGAGAAUUACAAUGCUUUAAACUAUCGUCGCCAACUGCUCUAUUCCAUGGAAAACAAUAUAGAGAAAAUCUUCAGCGAAAAAGAGCCCCCUAUUCGAGAGAUGAAAUCAGUUACGGAUUGUCUCUAUCAAAUGAAACUUCUUGAGCCUAGGCUCGCAGCUGAUUUUGUACGUUCCUUACAGUUCUUGAAGGAUGCCGAGCUAAGCAAUAAAGAUAUGUUGUCUCUCUAUAAGAACUUUGAUGUCACCCGACAAGCAGUAGAAGAACCAUUUCUCACGUACAAGCAUCAACUAUUAGAACGGAAUUGCUGGGUUAUGCUGAACAGAAACUAUAUCGACUUGUCCAAUACGCGGCGAUAUUUUGAAGACGGAACCAUGAACGAGCUAACGUUGGGACAAAGGACGGCAGAAAAGUAG
Strongylus vulgaris is the source of this 1296-nucleotide messenger RNA. NCBI's taxonomy places the organism in Eukaryota, Metazoa, Nematoda, Chromadorea, Rhabditida, Strongylidae. The record is from the annotation of a GenBank genome assembly.